AUGAAAGAUGAAAUAUGCCAGUAUUUUCAGCAAGGCAGGUGCAAAUAUGGAAAUAAUUGUAGUAGACAACACAUUACUAUUUCUUCACUAUUAGAUCCACCUACAUGGAUAUAUUCCUAUAUACCCAAUCUUACACUUAAUGUUAUUAGUCCUGAAGAGUUCCGUUAUAGUUUACUUAUAAAUGAUACUAGACGUAUUUUAGAUGACAUGUGGAUAGAAAAUUAUGCAGAAAUGUAUAAAUAUUUGAAUAAUUUAUGCAAGAAAGGAAUUGUAAAAUCUACAUCUAAAAGGUGUAUAGAUUUAAGAAAGCAUCCUGAAUGUUUUAAUCUUCCAUUUGAUAUUGAGUAUGUAGAGUUAAAGAUACUUAAAUUAAGAGAGAAAUAUCCUAUAUUUGAUAAAUAUGAAAUAAUUGUUAGUGAUGAAGAUACUACAAUUAGUGAUUUUAAUGUAGAAAAUGCACCAAGUUUUGUAAAAGAAUACGCUUAUAAGAAAGAAGCAGAAGAAACACGGCAUGAAGAAGAAAAUAUUAGAGGAGGGAGAGACUGGAAUAAUAGGAUACAAAAAUAUAAUCAACAGGGGAAUAUUUAUCAGCAGAAAGGUAAUUUUGAAAAAAGAAAUUUUGAUGAUCAGAAAGGUAAUUAUGAGUUAAGAAAUUUUGAUCAACAGAAAGGUAAUUAUGAGUUAAGAAAUUAUGAUCAACAGAGGAAUAUUUAUCAGCGAAAAAAUUAUCAAUCGAAAAAUUUUGAUCAACAGAAAGGUAAUUAUCAAUCGAAAAAUUUCGAACAACGGAGAAAUUUCGAUCAGGCGAAAAAUUUUGAACAACAGAGAAAUUUUGAACAACAGAGAGAUUUUGAUCAACAAAAAAAUUAUCAAUCGAAAAACUUCGAUCAACAUAGAAAUUUCGAACAAAAAAGAGAUUAUGAACAAAAAGGCACUCAAUAUAGAAAUUAUUACAAUAAAGAAGAUAAUUAUUUAAAACACGAAUUUAACGAAAAAAAUCAAUCUUUUCGUUCGAAUACGCACACUCCUAAAAAGAAUAACAAGUCAUUUACACAAUCCAGAGAUUGGAAUAAAAAUCAACCAGAAGAAAAUAGUACAGAUUUUGAAUAUGGUAAUAUACCUUAUAAAAAUAAUUUAUAA
Vairimorpha ceranae is the source of this 1140-nucleotide messenger RNA. Its product is annotated as cleavage and polyadenylation specificity factor subunit clipper-like protein. Lineage: Eukaryota; Fungi; Microsporidia; Nosematidae. The transcript has a single exon. The record is from RefSeq and is a predicted model, not a curated record. The coding region runs from base 1 to 1140 and encodes 379 amino acids. Gene Ontology annotation, molecular function: metal ion binding.